Messenger RNA from Daphnia pulex (common water flea), 498 nucleotides. RefSeq names its product LYR motif-containing protein 2-like. The transcript has 4 exons. Lineage: Eukaryota; Metazoa; Arthropoda; Branchiopoda; Diplostraca; Daphniidae. The record is from RefSeq and is a predicted model, not a curated record. The coding region runs from base 181 to 444 and encodes 87 amino acids. Gene Ontology annotation, cellular component: mitochondrion.
UUUGUUUGAGAUGGAAAUAAAAAUAGUUAUUUUUCUGAAGGGUAUCGUAGAAUUAACCAUUAAUGAAUAUUGUCAAUAGAUCGUGAGAUGAUAUUGAUAAUAGACUCCUAGAAUAAAUCACUUCAGUAAUCAAAACACUUUCAACUGGUUUUAGUAAUCUGAAUUUACCCACAAAUAACUAUGUCUACCAUUUCAAGAAUUCCUAAAAAAGUGCUCACUCUUAAGCAGUUCAUGCUUAGGCAAGAGGUUUUGAAUUUAUACAGAGAAGUUCUACGCACAGCUAGAAAAGUAGAUAGGCAUCAAAAAGACGAAAUCAUCAAGUGGGCUAGGAGUGACUUUGAAACACACCGAUCUCACACUAAUGAAGAAACAAUCAAGGGACUUCUCAUCAAUGGGAGACAAAUGGUGAAAGAAUUACAAAGUACAAUUAAAAAGACAUCUUAGUGUAUUAUUGUAUGUUGGACUCAGUCAUUGAUUACAAGUUCGUCUAUUCCCCAA